CCCACUCUGCUCCCCCGGGUCGGAACCCCUAGGAGCUGCGCGCCGGGUUGCAGCGCUAAGCCGAGCGGAGAGCUCCUCGCGCGCCCGGAGCUCCUCGAGCUCGGCUCCCUCGCGCUCCAGCUACAGCCUUCCAGGCCCUCUAGCCGCGCCGAGCCGAGCAACGGGCCCGGGACGAGCUCGGGCUCCGGCCGCCUUGCGCUUUCCCGGCUCGGUCCCGCUGCCCCCCGGGGGUCGCGCGCCCACGAUGCCACAGGGCCCUGGCUUGCUGCUGCUGCUCGUCCUCGCCUCGCACUGCUGCCUGGGCUCCGCGCGGGGGCUCUUCCUCUUCGGCCAGCCAGACUUCUCCUACAAGCGCAGCAACUGCAAGCCCAUCCCGGCCAACCUGCAGCUGUGCCACGGCAUCGAGUACCAGAACAUGCGGCUGCCCAACCUGCUGGGCCACGAGACCAUGAAGGAGGUGCUGGAGCAGGCGGGCGCCUGGAUCCCGCUGGUCAUGAAGCAGUGCCACCCGGACACCAAGAAGUUCCUGUGCUCGCUUUUCGCCCCCGUCUGCCUCGACGACCUGGACGAGACCAUUCAGCCAUGCCACUCGCUCUGCGUGCAGGUGAAGGACCGCUGCGCCCCUGUCAUGUCCGCCUUCGGCUUCCCCUGGCCCGACAUGCUCGAAUGCGACCGCUUCCCUCAGGACAACGACCUCUGCAUCCCCCUCGCCAGCAGCGACCACCUCUUGCCAGCCACCGAGGAAGCUCCAAAGGUGUGUGAAGCCUGCAAAAAUAAAAAUGAUGAUGACAAUGACAUAAUGGAAACUCUUUGUAAAAAUGAUUUUGCGCUGAAAAUAAAAGUGAAGGAGAUAACUUACAUCAACCGAGAUACCAAAAUCAUCCUGGAGACUAAGAGCAAGACCAUUUACAAGCUGAACGGUGUGUCCGAAAGGGACCUAAAGAAAUCGGUGCUGUGGCUCAAAGACAGCUUGCAGUGCACCUGCGAGGAGAUGAACGACAUCAACGCUCCGUAUCUGGUCAUGGGACAGAAGCAGGGCGGGGAGCUGGUGAUCACCUCGGUGAAGCGGUGGCAGAAAGGGCAGAGAGAAUUCAAACGCAUCUCCCGCAGCAUCCGCAAGCUGCAGUGCUAGUUCCGGCGCCCAUGUUGCUUCCGAAAGGCCGGCUCCAAACUCGGCUGACCGUUUCCACCCCAGGACUCAGCUCUCAACUCCCAAGCACAGUCCCUGUGGUUCCAGCCCGAGCCUGGAGCUUCCCCCCUGCCUUUUGCACGUUUGCACCCCCAGCAUUUCCUGACUUACAAGACCCCAGGAAUGGAUAGCUGUUGUCACCUAAAGGAAAAACUCACCCAAAUCUUGUAGACAUAUUCAGACUAAUAAAAUGAAUAUUUUUAUGAAGUAUUAAAAUAGCUCACUUUAAAAGCUAGUGUUGAAUAGAUGCAACUGUGACUUGAGUCUGAUUUUUUUUUUUCUUUUCGUGUUUGGAUCGCUGGUUUUCACUUCCACUGAGGUUGUCCUAACAGGCCGACAGGUUCAUUUUUCUAUAUGGCCCAAGCAGUUGUGGAUCACAAACCCUGUUGAGAUAAAGCUGGCUGUUAUCUCAACAUCUCUGUUCCAGCCUGAUAAUCAGUGUCUAAGUCUCAUGACAAGUCACUUGUCAUUUUACACCCUAGUUGGGAACUUCUAACUGUUGCAUGUAUUACAUUUCCAGCUACGAUAAAUACUUCCAUUGAAAGCACAUUAACCAUUAAUCAUAGCGUGAUUUCUUUGAAUUAAAGGGUGAAACAAAUUUUAUAAUUGACCUGAGUACUUUAAGCUUUGUUUAAAACAUUUCUUAAUUUUGCAAAUUAAACCGUUGUAGCUUACCUGUAAUAUACAUAGUAGUUUACGUUCAAAAGUUGUAAAAAUAUUGCUUUAACCAACUCUGUAAAUAUUUCAGAUAAACAUUAUAUUCUUGUAUAUAAAUUUUACCUCCUGUUUUACCUAU
This is a messenger RNA of Trichechus manatus latirostris (Florida manatee), 1985 nucleotides long. It is a transcript of the gene SFRP2, whose product is annotated as secreted frizzled related protein 2. The transcript is spliced from 3 exons. The record is from RefSeq and is a predicted model, not a curated record. The coding region runs from base 245 to 1132 and encodes 295 amino acids. Gene Ontology annotation, molecular function: Wnt-protein binding. Gene Ontology annotation, biological process: canonical Wnt signaling pathway; non-canonical Wnt signaling pathway. NCBI's taxonomy places the organism in Eukaryota, Metazoa, Chordata, Mammalia, Sirenia, Trichechidae.